Molecule: messenger RNA, 929 nt
Organism: Neurospora tetraspora
Lineage: Eukaryota; Fungi; Ascomycota; Sordariomycetes; Sordariales; Sordariaceae
Product: SnoaL-like domain-containing protein
Exons: 3
Coding region: 93-929 (278 amino acids)
Source: RefSeq, a predicted model, not a curated record
CGUCCACAUCCAGAUCGCGCUUCGAUUGUUUCCUGGAGAUCAAGCGCGCAAAUCCCAAAGAACAACCCGACUCAGACACCAAGUAGCCCAACAUGGAGCAGGAACUCGCAGAACUCAAGAAGCAGGUCCUCACCUUACAGAAAGAGCUGUUCCGCGUCUCCGACGAAGCCGAAAUCCGCAAAACCCACCACAAAUACGGCUACUACCUCGACAAAUGCCUCUACAACGAAGUAGUCGACCUCUUCUCCAACCGCCCCGACACCUUCGUCGAGUUCCUCGGCUCUCGCUACCUCGGCAAAGCCGGCGUCGAGCGCCUCUACAAGAAGCGCUUCGCCCAGACCUUCGUCGCCGGCCGCAACGGUCCCAUCCACGGCUUCCUGCUCGACCACAUAAUGAUGCAAGACAUCGUCGACGUUUCUGCCUCGGGCGACCACGCCUGGUGCCGCAUGCGCGCCCUGAUGCAAGCUGGCACUCAUCACUCCAUCGAGAAAGACUUCCCGAUGGGCCACAGGCAGUGGUGGGAAGGAGGUCUGUACGAGAAUGAGUAUGUGAAAGAAGACGGAGUGUGGAAGCUUUGGAGGUAUAGGUACUUCCCGUUUUGGUAUGCGGAUUUUGAGACCGGGUGGAGUAAGAGCAAGCCGAAUUAUGUGCCGUGGCCGACGAGGACGUUUCCGGAGGAUCCCACGGGCCCGGAUGAGAUUCUCGAGAGGAAGAUGUUGUGGCCGGAUACGAGGGUGGUGCCGUUUCAUUAUCCGCAUCCGGUUACCGGGGAGAAGAUCAAGAGUGAGGAUUUGAGGGCGCCGAAGUACGGAGAGGGGGUGCAGGAGGGGUGCGAAGAGCCGUUGAAGUGGGAGGGCGCGGAGGAGCGGGAGAGUAGGAAGGGGGAAAGGGUGUUGCCCGAGUUGGUGCAGGACAAGGUGGAAGAGUGA